AUGAUAAAUAACAAAGGAAAAAUUGGUAAAACAAAAACGAUUAACAAUAAAAAUUAUGGAAAUAUAAAAAAAAAAAAGAAGAAGAGAUAUGAUAAAUCUAAAAAGGAUGUUAAUAAUAAUAUAGAUGAACGAUUUGAGUUACAAAAAAGAAUUGAUGAGACUUUAUGUUUGCUAGUAGAAGAAAAUAAAAGAAAACAAUAUGAAGAGAAAAUUAAUAAUGAUUUGGAAAAAAAUGAGAAUGGUAAGAAUAUUUUAAAAAGUGAUAAGACAAAUAAUAAUACAUAUGAUGAAGAUGAAUUAAAAAAUAAUAAGAAUAAAAAAUAUAAAAAUAAUUUAACAAUUAUUGAUAAGAAUGUAUUAACAUCUACUGAAUUUAAAACAUUACCAAUUAGUAAAAGAACAUUAAGAUCAUUAAAUGAAAAUAAUUUUAUAUAUAUGACAAAUAUACAAUAUGUAUCUUUACCUAUAGUUUUAUUAAAUAAACAUAUAUAUGCUCAAGCACAAACAGGAACAGGAAAAACAUUAUGUUUUUGUAUACCUUUAAUUGAAAAAAUGUAUCGUAAUAGUAUUGAUAAUUAUAAUAAAAUAUUAGGAGGGAUUAUUAUAACGCCUACUAGAGAAUUAGUAUUUCAAAUAUUUGAAGUUUUGAAUAUGUUAAAUAAAUAUCAUAAAUUAAAUAUAUGUUGUGCAAUAGGAGGAAAAAAUGAAGAAAAGGAAAAAUCUAUUUUUAGCUAUGCAAAUAUUAUUGUCUGUACAACAGGAAGAUUAUUAUAUCAUUUAGAAAAUAAUUAUUAUUGUAACUUGGAUUAUUUAAGUACAUUAAUUAUUGAUGAAAUUGACAAAUUAAUAGAUAAAAGUUUUUAUGAUAAUUUAAAAAAUAUAUUAUUAUAUAAACCCAAAGAAAAUUGUCAAAUAUGCUUAUUUUCUGCUACUAUUUGUAAAUUCUUGAAUGUUAUAUUAAAUACCUUUCAUAUAAAAGACUACGAAUAUGUAAGUAUAAAUGAUAAUGAUAAAUAUAUAGAAAGUAAUAAUGUGAAACAAAUAUAUAUUGAAUGUGAUAUAUAUGAAAAAAUUAAUUAUUUGUAUACAUUUCUAUUUUCUAAGAAAAAUAAAAAAGUUAUUGUAUUUUUUUCUACUUGUAAACAAGUAAGAUUUAUGUAUGAAGUUUUUAAAAAAAUCAAAGUAGGUGUUAUGAAAUUUUUACAACUUCAUGGAAAAUUAAAACAAACAUCUAGAUUAAAUACAUAUCAUUUCUUUUCAAAGAAGAAAAAUUUUGUUUGUUUAUUUACAACUGAUAUUGCUUGUAGAGGAUUAGAUUUUUCAUCCAUUGAUUGGGUAAUCCAUUUUGAUUUUCCAGAUAAUAUUGAAACGUUUAUUCACCGUUCAGGUCGAACAGGUAGAUUUACUAAUAUGGGAAAUAGUCUUAUAUUUUUAACAAAACAAAUUGAUAAUAAAAAAUUAUUCUUAAAUGUUCUUAAAGAUAACAAUAUUUUUAUUAAAGAAAAGUUUAUAAAAAAACAGAAAUUAUUUGAUAUUAAAAAUAAAAUACAUUCGUUAAAUGCUGCUUUUGUUGAUAUUAAACAUUUAGCAAAAAAAGCAUUAAUCAUAUAUUUGCGACAUUUAUAUAUUGUUAUGAAAUUUAAAGAUAUAAAAAAAAAAAUUGAUUUAAACGAGUUAGCAUAUGCGUAUGGUCUUAUUGAAUUUUCUGAAGAUAUGAUAAACGAUCUUAAUAUAAAUGAUGAAAAGGACAUACAAGUGAAGAAAAAAAAAUCAAGAUUGGAAAAAUUCUUAGAAAUUUUAAAAAAUAAAAAAGCACAAAAAAAAAAACAAAACCAAGAAAAAAAAGACGAAGAAAAAGAUAAUAAUAUACAGGACGAAAAAGAAUAUGAAUAUGAAUAUGAAUAUGAGAAUGAACAAGGACAUCAAAUAUAUGAUGAAGAACAUGAUAAUUAUAUGUGUGAAAAAAAAAAAAAAGUUUUAAAGGAUAUAAGUCAUAUAGAUCAAAAUGAUGAAGAUGAUUUAUUUAUUCAAAAAAGAGUUGAAAUAAAAGAUGACACACCAAUUAUGUUGCCAACGAAAAAAAGAAAGAAAAGAGUAAAAGUCGCUAAAACGUUAAGUAAUAGCAUAUUAUAUGAUGAUAGUGGUAAUGAAAUAAAAGAUGAUAAUGUGAAAUUUAAAAUAUUGGUAAAUGAAUUAAAUCAAAAUGAAGAUCAUGAUAUGGAAGAAGACACACACUAUUAUAAUGAUGAUAAUGAUAAUAAUAAUAAUAAUAAUAAUAGUGACAGUAAUAGGUAUGAUCAAAGAACGUAUAUUGAAUCUUUGAAAGAAAAAAUUCAAAGAGAUAAUGAAAAAAUAAAAAUUAGUAAGUUAAGGAAAAAAGAAGACUUUAUUUCAGAUAGGAAGAAGCAUGAAGAAGAUCUAUCAUCUACAGAGAAUAUCGAUCCUAGCGAUAAUGAAGAUAAGGAUGACUAUGAGUAUAAAGAAAGUAGUGAGAGUGAUAAUGAAAAUUAUAACACAAGUGAAGAUUUUGAUAAAAAUAAGAGGAACAUAAGUGAAAAAUGUGAUCCAACAGAUGAUAUAUCCGAUUUGGAAAACAAAGUAAUGAUGUUUUUAUAA
Messenger RNA from Plasmodium adleri (nom. inval.), 2616 nucleotides. Its product is annotated as DEAD/DEAH box ATP-dependent RNA helicase, putative. Gene Ontology annotation, molecular function: nucleic acid binding; ATP binding. The transcript has 2 exons. The record is from RefSeq and is a predicted model, not a curated record. Lineage: Eukaryota; Apicomplexa; Aconoidasida; Haemosporida; Plasmodiidae. The coding region runs from base 1 to 2616 and encodes 871 amino acids. Gene Ontology annotation, cellular component: nucleus. Gene Ontology annotation, biological process: rRNA processing.